Messenger RNA from Cydia pomonella (codling moth), 2320 nucleotides. RefSeq lists its product as uncharacterized. Bases 122 to 349 code for a protein of 75 amino acids. The record is from RefSeq and is a predicted model, not a curated record. The transcript has 2 exons. NCBI's taxonomy places the organism in Eukaryota, Metazoa, Arthropoda, Insecta, Lepidoptera, Tortricidae.
AAUACUUUAUUCGAGUCUAUACGAGUACACGCCGCUACACGGAAGGGUGUCAAAUAAAUACAGGUUGAAAUAUAUCCGCUGUCGUGUUCUGUGAUCCCGCUAUAUACGUGCCGGUUGAAGAAUGAAUUUUUGUUUGGUUUUCGUUCUAUGCUUUUUCGUGUGUUGCUCAGGAAUGUUAUACAGAAGGGAUGCCGACAAUGUUUUAAAACCGGAUCUCCAGCCUGUAUCUUCGACGGUAGUCCCGCUCUCGUUCUACUCGGUGUUCGGCUACGAGAAGAAAAUGUAUCGGGACAAACACAAGAAAAGGCCGCAGGGGAAAAUCGCGCUAGUCACCAAAAUGCCUAAAUAAAGAAACUACAAAUAACAAUGCUUACCGUCAAUAUUUACCCUUGUGCGUUGUGCGUCUCUAUUUACAUUAAUCAUUAGCGCACCCCGGGCCAGAUGUGGUCAAGCGAAAAUAAGACGCAGGUAGCUUGUAUUUUUUUUACAAAACUAUCAAUUUCGGGGUUAUUGUAGUUAAGAGCAAUUCCUAGCUGAGCAACUUUUCAAAUCCCGAAUUUUAAAGCUGCGGUGGGUGCUGCUGCGUGCGAAAAGGACAAUUGCAGCUCGGACUAAAAUUCCCACGCAAAUAACUCAAAAAUCGAGGUUUCUCUCUCGACUGUUUCCUCCUCCAAAACACAACCAAUCAUUAUGAAAUUUUGGAAACUGCAAGAAGAAAUAAUCUAUGCCGCUAUGUUUUGAGUUUUUGGAUAUUUGUUGUCAUAUUUGUAUACUGCGCUUUUUUUAGCUGCCAAUUCAAUUGAGCCGUUUACCGAUUUUUGAAGCGAUGUAAGUUUCGUCAAAAUUAAAUAAUCCAAAAAAGGAAAACAUAGCGGCACAGAUAUUGAUGAUAUUGAUCUUAUUUGAAAAGGAAGCAGUCAAGAGUGUUUGUAUGGAAAAAUUGCAACUAGGAAUUCCUCUUAAAAACUGAUACCAAUUAGGUGAACUCUUCUAGUUUUAAGUUGUAUAACUUUCAGCUAAGCUGAAGCUGGUUACCAGUAUAUAGGUCUGUCUGUUACCUUUCCACGGCCUUAUUAUUGAACCGACUUUGAUGAAAAUAUGGCCUUGGGGUCCACCUUAAGCCCCACCCUAGGGCACCCCAAGGGUGCCUAUGUCCACAUAGGCUACCUUAUUUUAUGAAAAUAAAAAGAAUGAGGGGACAUAACCGAUUGCUUCAUAGGCUACAGUUACCGCUUACCGUCGGGCGGGAUGUGUGCUUUGCAACCAAAGUUGCAUACUUAAUGAUAUCGUCAAUAAACAGAUAUUACUUUUGCGAAGCACUUGUCAAAUUGUCACAGGUAAUUGUCAGUAAUUCUUGACAUUGUGAUGUUAUUAUCUAGUGUAAAGAGGGGUAAGCAAUAAUGUGCCUUCUGUAGUUGCAUUAAGGUGCAUCGAUUUUAGUCGCUAGAAAUGGUUACUUAUUUGAGCCUGCUUGACAUCUGCUCGGAUGGUCCAGUGGUGCGAGGGCUUGACUAACAAGCUCGAGGCACCCAGUUCAAUCCCCGCAGUGGGCUAACUUUUUCCAUGUUAAUUUGUUAAUUUGUAGAUUUAGAAUAUUGGUUGCGGUCAUGACGAGAAAUCAACAAAAAUAAAAUUGAACAAACACUUGAGCUCGUGACGGCGACUCGGGUAAACCUUGGAGGAUUUAAAACUGGAGACGCCUUGACUGUAAUUUUCUGUACAAAACAGUCUGCCAAUGUUUGCGGGGGAGUGGCACGUCUAAUGUAUGGCUAUUUCUACAUAACGUACAAAUAGCCAUGUCAUAUAAACGUCAGUCCAUACAAUACAUAUGACCAUCGGCCGAGCUUUUCGACAGAGGGGUAAGCUCUUAAAGGCGUCUCCAGUUGUUAAAUCCUCCAAGGGGUAAACAUCCUCCGCUGUUCUUGUGAAAUGUGAUAUGGAAUAUUUAUUAUACCGAAAUUGUUUAUAUGUGCAAUCAGGAAAUCCAACCAGCUGGAGUGAUACUCUUUUGUUAAUAUUGUGUGUGCCGUGUCAACCACACUAAGGGGUGAGUUCUAAGUUAUAACAAAAACAAUCAAUAAGAAGUUAAUGUUUUUCAAUCAAACACACAAUAAGAAGUUAAUGUAAUUUUCAUAAAGUAACGUAAAAUAACGUAAAGUAUAUUUGUUUUAGCUUAACGAAACUUUUAGUGUACGGUGAAUAUUGAUAUUUGAUGAUUGGGCUAGCUAAAAGGACAGGCAGUAAACGCUCCUGGCAUCCAACUAAUUUUAGAAUAGUUAAGUUUAAUUGUACAUAGAGGGUAAUAAACGUAGUUUUAGCA